GGCAGCUGUCUCCUGCAGCUGGGCAAUGGUGUGAACUUGAUGGACCCAAGCUUCCAGCAGAAACUGGAGGGUGAGAAGGAGCUGCUGCGCAGAGCUAUCCAGAAAGAGCUGAAGAUCAAAGAGGGAGCAGAGAACCUGCGCAAAGCGACAACCGACAGGAAGAAUCUCGUUCAUAUCGAGCAUGUGCUGAAGUCUUCCAACAGAAAACUGGAGCAGCUGCACUGGGAACUUCAGGAGCUCAAUGCAAGGAUUGUAAUAACAGACAGAGAGGAGAGUAAGACAGAUGGAUCUGCAUCUCCAGAUCCUUGCCUCUGGGAAAGAGACCCAGACCCCAUGGCAAGGAAGGUUGAAGCUCUGAAAAAGCAGCUGCAUGUUGAAAUGAAAGUGAAACAAGGAGCUGAGAACAUGAUCCAGUUGUAUUCCACAUCCAAGGAGCGAAAACUUUUGGCUACAGCUCAGCAGAUGCUUCAGGACAGCAAGACAAAGAUCGAGAUAAUCCGUAUGCACAUCGUGAAAGUAUCCCAGUCAGCAGGAGGGAUGGAAGAUACAGUGGAUCCUGCAGUGAGGAUGGGGAGCACCAUCAGCGCGUUGGAGCUGCGUGUGGAGGAGCUGAGGCAUCACCUGCGCAUUGAAGCUGCUGUAGCUGAGGGGGCAAAGAAUGUGCUGAAGAUCCUCGGAGGGAGUCGAGUGCAGGAUCGCAAAUUUCUGGCUGAGGCUCAGGGACGUUUGCAAGAGUCCUCUCAGAAGAUUGACCUGUUGCGCUUGUCCUUGGAGCGGCAGCUCAGUGAGCUCCCCCCUGAUCACCCAAAGAGAGCACUCAUCAAACAGGAGCUGGUAAACACGUCCUCCCUGGGAGCUCAGCACUGCAGCAUCCAACCCACCUCAGUCUUCAAGCCUACAGCCCUCACAGGAACACUGGAAGUGAGACUGAUGGGGUGUCAGGAUCUGUUGGAAAAUGUUCCGGGCCGUUCCCGAAUGACUAGUUCUUCUCCCAUCUGUGGCAGCCCAAGUGACUUGAGGUCCCUGUCCCGAACACGAGUUGGGCUGAGUAUCCAUGGCCGUGGUGUUGCAGGAAAGUACCUGCGGAAUGAAGAGCCAUGUAAUGAGGUCCUUGCUGUGCUCAAAGUGGACAAUAAAGUGGUUGGCCAAACAAACUGGGGACCAGUUAAUAACCAGGCAUGGGACCAGAGCUUUGUCAUUGAGCUGGACAGGUCUCGUGAGCUGGAAAUUGCAGUUUAUUGGAGGGACUGGAGAGAACUCUGUGCAGUGAAGUUCCUACGUUUGGAUGAUUUUCUUGACAACGAACGUCACGGGAUGUGCCUCUCGCUCGAACCCCAAGGGAUGCUCUUUGCAGAGGUGAUGUUCUGCAAUCCUGUCAUUGAGAGGAAGCCAAAACUGCAGCGACAGAAACGCAUUUUCCCCAAGCAGAAAGGGAAGGAAUUUCUCCGAGCUCCUCAAAUGAACAUGAAUGUUGCUGCUUGGGGUCGCCUGAUGAUGAGUUUCCUCCCUCCCUGUAGUUCCAUCAGUUCUCUGAGUCCUCCACUUCAUGAUCCCAAUCACACAGACUUCUCUCCAGUGUCCCCACAAAGUCAUGUGGAUUCAGUGUCCAAACUGAGCAGUGAAUUCCCUGUGGCUAAGCUUACAUUUGCUGAUGAAGCACCACCCAAGCCUCCACGCCUGUUUCUGAUGGGAAACUCCAAGGAAUCAACACCAUCUCCUGCAGAUUCUCCGUGUCUGAAGAGGCUGCAUGUUGAGGAGAAGUCUUGCAGCUCUGCUGUAACAGGUUUUCCAGUCCCAACAUCUCCAAGGAAAAGGACAGUUCAACUCGAGGAUUUUCACUGCAUUGCUAUGUUGGGCCGUGGCCACUUUGGGAAGGUACUGCUAGCCCAAUACAAGGCAACUGGGAAGCUGUAUGCCAUCAAAGCCUUGAAGAAAAAAGAUAUCAUUAGGAGAGAUGAAAUUGAUAGCUUGAACUGUGAGAAGAGAAUAUUUGAAGUGGUCAAUUCCUCUGACCACCCCUUCCUUGUGAACAUGUUUGCCUGUUUCCAGACACCUCACCAUGCCUGUUUUGUGAUGGAAUACACCCCAGGUGGGGACCUCAUGAUGCGCAUACACGAGGAUGUCUUUCCAGAGCACAUGGCACAGUUUUAUACAGCCUGUGUAGUCUUGGGGCUCCAGUUCUUGCAUGAGAAGAAAAUUGUGUAUAGGGACCUGAAAUUGGAUAAUCUCCUUUUAGAUGCUGAAGGAUUUGUGAAGAUUGCAGAUUUUGGAUUGUGUAAGGAAGGAAUAGGCUUUGGAGACCGGACAAACACCUUCUGUGGCACCCCUGAAUUUCUGGCCCCAGAAGUCCUGACAGACAUCUCAUACACACGAGCUGUGGACUGGUGGGGACUGGGGGUGCUCAUUUAUGAGAUGCUUGUUGGUGAGUCACCAUUCCCUGGAGAUGAUGAAGAGGAAGUCUUUGACAGCAUUGUCAAUGAUGAAGUUCGAUACCCACGGUUCCUUUCAGCUGAGGCACUGUCAGUAAUCCGUAAGCUGCUUCGGAAAUGUCCAGAGCGUAGACUGGGAGCAGGGGAAAAGGAUGCAGAGGAGAUUAAAAUCCAGCCUUUUUUUAAGGGAAUGGACUGGGAUGCCUUGUUUGCCAGGAGGCUGAAGCCUCCCUUUGUGCCCACAUUAAGACAUCCAACUGACAUCAGCAACUUUGAUGAAGAGUUCACAUCCCAAAAGCCAAUCCUUACUCCUCCCGAGGAAGUUGCUCUCCUAACCCGUAAGGAGCAAACUGUCUUCAAGGACUUUGACUUUGUUUCCAGACACCUUUUAGGUGUUUGAUUCCUGUGCUGUAAAAAAAAAACCCACAUGAAGAGAUUGUUACCACCUUGAGAGAGCACAGAGAGGACUUGGCAGGGCCAGUGGAAAAGUCAACAGGAUUCCUAGAACAGGUAGUGCUGAUGGCCCCAGGGUGAGGAGCUCUGCAAGCUGAGCCAACCUUGCUGGGGUUUUCCAGCCUCAUUUGUUGGAGGGAUACUGGAUGUCAGUUGUCUUUAAAGAAUAAUUAAUGCUUGACUGGAUGUCUCUUCUGCUGUCACUGAAUAGAGAUGGAAAUUUUGGAAUUUAAGCAGGACUUGAUGGAAUCAAAUAAUCUCUG
This is a messenger RNA of Acanthisitta chloris (rifleman), 3145 nucleotides long. Its product is annotated as serine/threonine-protein kinase N2-like. The record is from RefSeq and is a predicted model, not a curated record. Gene Ontology annotation, biological process: signal transduction; protein phosphorylation. The annotation marks the transcript as partial. NCBI's taxonomy places the organism in Eukaryota, Metazoa, Chordata, Aves, Passeriformes, Acanthisittidae. Gene Ontology annotation, molecular function: small GTPase binding; protein serine/threonine kinase activity; ATP binding. The transcript has 21 exons.